Cordyceps fumosorosea ARSEF 2679 is the source of this 342-nucleotide messenger RNA. RefSeq lists its product as hypothetical. Bases 1 to 342 code for a protein of 113 amino acids. The transcript is spliced from 2 exons. Lineage: Eukaryota; Fungi; Ascomycota; Sordariomycetes; Hypocreales; Cordycipitaceae. The record is from RefSeq and is a predicted model, not a curated record.
AUGAAGUUUGCUGGCAUCAUUGCUCUCUUUGUGGCCGCUGCCACCGCUGCUCCCAUUGUGGGAGAGGCUAUCAAUACCGUCAAGGACACUCUCAAUGACCCUGCGGCUACUGUCGCCCAGGUCGAGGGUAUUGUCAGCCAGGCCGAGGCUGGCGCGGAGAAUGCCGUCAAUCGCAUCCUUCGCGGCAGGGAUCCCGGGCUGGGCGGCGCGGAGAAGGUGUUCAACGACGCUCUGGGCGGCGCUGAGAAGGCUGUAAAGGGUGUCGUAGGCAAGGUAGCCACCCAGGCCAAGCCCGUCACCGGCAUUGCUAGCGGUCUCGCUGGCGGCCUGCUCAGGAACUAG